AUGAACGGGGCUGCAUUGGUUGCUAUUGCUGCCACUGUUGGCAACUUUCUGCAGGGUUGGGAUAAUGCAACUAUUGCAGGAGCUGUUAUUUACAUAAAAAAGGAGCUUGAUUUGGAAGCUACUGUAGAAGGGCUUGUCGUGGCGAUGUCACUUAUUGGAGCCACGCUUAUCACAACUUGCUCAGGAACAAUAUCUGACUGGAUUGGUCGAUGUCCAAUGCUUAUCCUUUCAUCCGUGUUUUAUUUUCUCAGUGGUUUGAUAAUGUUAUGGUCGCCUAAUGUGUACGUACUACUUCUAGCAAGGCUCUUAGAUGGGUUCGGUAUUGGAUUGGCUGUUACUCUAGUGCCACUGUAUAUAUCUGAGACUGCCCCAUCAGAUAUUCGAGGCUUGUUAAAUACUCUUCCUCAGUUCACUGGCACUGGCGGAAUGUUUUUGGCAUACUUGCUAUAUUUGCCUGAAUCUCCUAGAUGGCUUGUAAGCGAAGGAAGGAUGCUUGAGGCAAAAACAGUUCUGCAGAAACUGCGUGGCAAGAAAGAUGUUUCUGCUGAGAUGGCUUUACUGUUUGAAGGUCUGGCUGUUGGUGGUGAGACAUCCAUAGAAGAGUACAUCAUCGGUCCGGCAGUUGAACUUGAUGACGAUCAGGAACCAUCCACUGAUAAAGACCAUAUCAAGUUUUAUGGACCUGAGGAGGGUCUCUCAUGGGUUGCCAAACCAGUCACAGGACAGAGUCGUCUGGCCCCUGUCUCCUGGCAAGGAAGCAUGGUAAAUCAGAGUGCGCCUCUUAUGGAUCCUCUUGUAACGUUAUUUGGCAGUGUACAUGAGAGACUACCCGAAAUGGGAAGCAUGCGAAGCAUGCUAUUCCCUAAUUUCGGCAGCAUGAUCAGUACGGCAGAACCUCAUGCUAAGAAUGAGGAGUGGGACGAAGAAAGUUUGCAGAGAGAAGGUGAGGAUUACACAUCGGAGGAUGGUGCAGACUCAGACGACAGUUUGCAGAGCCCAUUAAUCUCACGUCAAAAUACAAGUAUGGAGAAAGACAUGAUCCCACCUGAAUCCCAUGGAAGCAUUCAAAACAUGAGACGCCAUAGUACUCUUAUUAAUGCAGAAGAAGCAGUCAGUAGCAUGGGAAUUGGUGGUGGUUGGCAGUUAGCAUGGAAAUGGUCCGGGAGAGAAGUUGAAGAUGGAAAGAAGGAAGGAGGAUUUAAAAGGAUUUAUCUGCAUCAGGAGGAGGGGCUGAGGUCUAGACGUGGAUCUCUUGUAUCACUUUCAGGUGGUAAUAUUCCAGUAGAUGGGGAGUACAUCCAGGAAGCGGCUCUCAUAAGCCAGCCUGCUUUUUAUUCAGAGAAGCUUAUGGAUCAGCAUCCAGUUGGACCAGCAACGAUGCAUCCAUCUGAAACUGCUUCAAAAGGGCCUAAUUGGACUGCUCUUGUUGAACCAGGAGUUAAAAGUGCCUUAAUUGUUGGAAUUGGGAUCCAAAUACUGCAGCAGUUUUCUGGUAUCAAUGGAGUUUUGUACUACACUCAAAUUCUUCAGCAGGCAGGUGUUAGUGUUCUUCUUUCGAACCUUGGAGUUGGAUCAGAAUCUGUAUCUUUCCUCAUUAGUGCAUUCACAAACUUUUUGAUGCUUCCUUGUAUAGCUGUUGCUAUGAGGUUAAUGGAUGUAGCCAGCCGAAGGUCCUUCCUGCUCACGACUAUUCCGGUACUGGUCGUAUCACUCAUCGUACUGGUCAUUGGCAAUGUUGUUAACUUGGGCACUAUAGCUCAUGCUGUGAUCUCAACUGUCUGUGUUGUGAUAUAUUUCUGCUGUUUCCUCAUGGGCUACGGACCUAUCCCAAAUAUCCUCUGCUCUGAAAUCUUUCCGACUCGGGUUCGUGGAAUCUGCAUUGCCAUAUGCGCCCUUGUUUUUUGGAUCUGUGACGUAAUUGUUACUUACACACUGCCCGUGAUGCUUAGCUCUAUUGGAUUAGCAGGUGUUUUUGGAAUUUACGCUGUUGUUUGCAUCUUUUCGUGGAUUUUCAUCUACUUGACGGUUCCAGAAACCAAGGGCAUGCCCCUGGAAGUUACAACUGAAUUCUUUGCUGUUGGAGCUAAAAAUGCUGCUGUAAAAUCUGAGUGA
This is a messenger RNA of Fraxinus pennsylvanica, 2112 nucleotides long. NCBI's taxonomy places the organism in Eukaryota, Viridiplantae, Streptophyta, Magnoliopsida, Lamiales, Oleaceae. The record is from the annotation of a GenBank genome assembly.